UAAGGGGAGGGGCUUGCACUGCCUACAAUGUCUAUCUCACACGUGGAGAGAUAUACAAAGCUGCUAGACUUUAACACUGGGUACAUUGUCUAGGGAGAUUUAUGAUGGAGGAGUGGCGCAGGAAAAGAAUCGAAGAAGUGUAUGCCAAGUGGGAGAAGAGAGGGAGAGGAUCUUCAUCUGCACCCUUUAGCUCUCACAGCAGGCCGUCAGCUGUGCGGGGUCGUCUCCCCCGUUACCCUAAUGGAUCUGUUGGGGGUAGGAGCACCAGACAUGGAAGACAGAGUUUUGGGAGGUCAUCAUUUGUCCCAAGCCUGGGUAUUGAUGCCAAUGCUCUGCACACUGCCACUGUGAACAAGUUCACCAGCAUCUCUCGUUGUUGUCAGCAUUGCCUACCUUCAAGCAGGACAAAGUUUUAUGCUGAUGACGGUCCUGGCUCUGGACUGCAAGAUAUCUUGCUCAUUGACAGAAGACAGUAUGGUGGGAUCCUGGGACGGUGGUUUCCCUAUCUUACUCAUGUAAUCUGUACCUCACUUGACUACAACAUGAAGGACCUCAGGGCAGACACCCUUAACUCAGCAGGGAUUGUAGAUGCAAUUGAAGCUUGUGCGCAAGCAAAAGCAGAGAGUGAUGACUCCACUUUUGAGGAAGCAUUGAAAGAACAACAGGAGCGAGCCAGGAGCAUUGUGUACAGCAUGUCUUCUGGUGUCAGCAAACCAGUGCUAAGGUUUGUGGCGUGGAUCCUGUUUCAUGUGUUCAAGCAGCUAUUCAAUCAGAUCAGCUUGCAAAAGAAACAUGUACACAUGCUCAGAGAAGCACAAAAGCGUGGUGUACCUAUUGUGUUCCUACCCUCCCAUAAAAGCCACUUGGAUUACAUCAUCCUAACCUUUGUACUCUUCAAUCUUGGAGUUCACAUACCCCGUAUUGCUGCCGGGGACAACCUUCAGCUCCCAUUUGUAUCGUGGAUGGUAUGUCACCUGGGUGGUUUUUUUAUCAAGAGGAAGCUCGACUCUGCAGCUGGGAAGGAUAUCCUUUACAGGAAAUGCUUACACGAGUAUAUGGAGCGUUGCUUGCUAGCGAAUGAGAACAUGGAGUUCUUUUUGGAGGGCUCUCGUUCUCGCAGUGGGAAGCUCAACUCUCCAAAAGCUGGUCUACUCUCUGUGCUCAUGGACACUGUUCGAGAGGGUAUUGUUGAAGACAUUUUAGUGGUCCCUGUGAACAUCUCCUAUGACAACCUACUGGAGAAGAACUUUGUCCGUCACGAGCUAAUGGGAGGGAACAAGAAACCUGAAACAUUCCGAGACCCUAUCCGAGGAGCGUGGUACAUGCUGACCACAAACAUCGGCUCUGUCAGUAUCGACUUUGCUCAACCAUUCUCCUUGCAGGAGUACCUUCACUCUGCACACGUCUCUAACUCCUCCCUCCUCGAGAUGUCCGGCCUCUCCCGCUCCCGCUCGGUGAUGAACCUCGUGGAGCACGGCCACAGACGACUUGUGACAGCAGCCUCUCAUCACAUCAUCUAUGACAUAACUCAGUGUACCAGCCUGAUGUCCACCUGGAUGGUUGCCUUCCUCCUACUCUUUAAACACAGAGAGGGUGUGAGUGUCUCUGAACUCAUUGAGAGCUACAAAUGGUUGGAAGACAAAGCAGCGUCCAAUGGAAGGGCGGUCUCGUUCACUGGUGAGACCCCAGAGGCUGUACACUAUGCCCUACACCACCUCGGUGGUCUGGUGAUAGUCACGAACCCUCACUCUAGUAGUCUAGACAAAGGUAUGGAGCCAAAGAAUGGUCUUGUGCAGUCCGACAUGGUGGUCAGUCCUCAACUGGAAUUGCCCGAUGUGUUUGCUCUACUGCAUCUGGCCAAUCAGGUGUCAUCACUGCUCAUGAUUGAGGGGGUCAUCGCUGCUAGUAUCCUCAGUGCUAUCUCAGAGGACCUGCAGAGUGGAGGCAGCAAUUGUAAACUAGAAGUGGACAAGGAAGAGGUGCUUGAAGAUGCACAGGUCCUCUGCAAAUUGCUAGCCAGAGAGUUCAUCUUUGCUCCUCCGUGUGUCGAUCUGUGGAGUGUUCUCAACGAUGUUCUGGAGUCGUUCAUUGUGUCUGAGUUGUUGAGUGUGCCCUCGGAGCGAGUGGGUGGUGGGCGAGUGCUACGCACACCUCAAGAGAUGGACAAUGACGACACGGUCGAGUACACUAGUGGAGUCACCUUGAAUGUGAACCAUAGUGCAGACAGUAUUCGUCACUUGACGUUCCUGAGUAGGAUUGUGGCCGUGUUGGCUGAGAGCUACUGGAUGACAUGUGUGACUCUGUGUCAGUUGUCAGAUGGCGAGGAGGUACAAGAACGUGAGUUUCUAAAGCAACUGAGAGACAAGAUGGUGGAGAAGACACAAAGAGGAGUACUCAAUUAUGUUGAGAGCUGCUCGAUGGACACUCUCCGCAAUUGCCUCAAGUCCCUAACAGACAUGGAUAUGGUUGCUUAUAGCAACGGGAACUUCCAGGUGAACAACUUUGAGAAGCUCAUUGAAUUGGCAGAUUACCUCGUUGCUUUUAAGUAUUAAGCCAAAAAUUUUGAAACUGACUCAGUUCAAUUUUAUGACAGCCUUCAUGUUAAUCAUGCACCCCCAACAAUUAAUUUGAAUGCUGUUUUGUUUAGAGCUAAUAGCUAAAUUCAUUGUAUUUUACCCUUCACGUACACACGUUAUUUCUUUGGUCAACAA
This is a messenger RNA of Halichondria panicea, 2711 nucleotides long. Its product is annotated as glycerol-3-phosphate acyltransferase 1, mitochondrial-like. Gene Ontology annotation, cellular component: mitochondrial membrane. NCBI's taxonomy places the organism in Eukaryota, Metazoa, Porifera, Demospongiae, Suberitida, Halichondriidae. Gene Ontology annotation, molecular function: glycerol-3-phosphate O-acyltransferase activity. Bases 102 to 2552 code for a protein of 816 amino acids. The transcript is spliced from 23 exons. Gene Ontology annotation, biological process: phospholipid biosynthetic process; glycerol-3-phosphate metabolic process; fatty acid metabolic process. The record is from RefSeq and is a predicted model, not a curated record.